UCAGAGUAGGUCACGAGUGGCUGCGGAGGUGUCGAGGGAACUCCAGCUGGCUUCUUCUUCAGUAUCCGACUCAACUCCUUCCUGAUUCCACGCUCCUCAGGAUGAGACUGAUCACGUGGGCUCUUGUGGUGAGCCUCUUGGCCUCCACCUUCGCCCAGGAUGUGGACCAAGGGCGUAGUUCCAGCUCGUCCACUGUGGUGCACCUGAUCACGUCACCGUUCAUGCCAGUGCAGAACCGGGCAGUCGUAGAGGAGAGACUGGGAGCCCUGGAGGACCUGAUCGCCUCAAACCAGAAGGAAGAUGGCGCCUCGACCCAGACGCAGGAGGUCGUGGAGGCCGUCGCGCAGGUGAUGGCCAACCUGACGCCGGAAGCGCCAUCGCCCGCCGAGCCGCAGCCGGGCGAGGGCGAGGUCCCAGCGGAGGCCAGCGAGGUCGAGGGGACCAUCGAGGCCAGCGAGGUCGACGCGCCGGGCACUCAGGCCCCCGCCGAGGCCGCGGAGGCUGAGCAGGGCGGCGACCCCGCCCCCCCCGCCGAGGAGACCCCAGAGCCGGCGCAGGGUGAGUGCCGCUGCCUUCUCGGGGAUUUUUGGCUAGGCCUAUCCAAGACCAAGAAGGAGAAGAAGGAAGUGAAGAAGUACAACCAGGCAAUGGAUUACGUCACCAGGAUGCUGAGUGAGAAGAUGAGGGCCCACAUGCCGUACCCACUCACACUCACUGUCGAUUCCUUGACCGACUUGGACUCGACUGACCCCGAGCCGGAACCCGAACCCCCGAGCACGGCCUCCGAGGGCGCCAGGAACACCAAGAGGGGGAAGAACAAGAACAAGAAGAACAAGAACAAGAGGAACAAGAAGAAGAACGGAGGAGCUGCACCGGUCGAUGACGAACUGGUAGAGGAAGAGACGCAGGUCGUAGAGGCAGAGAACAAUAACAAGAAGAACAAGAAUAAGACCGAGAGCGAAGAUGAGACCGAGGUCAGCGCGGGCGGCAAGAAGAAGAGGAAGAACAAUAACAAGGGCAACAAGAACAAGAAGAAGAACAAGAAGAACAAGAGGAAGAACAAGAAGAACAAGCGGAAGAACAACGGCGAGGACGACAGCCUGAGCCUGCGCGACGGCCGUGCCUUGGAGGACGAGGACGAGGACGAGGUCGAGGCCGAGGGCGAGGACGAGAGCCUGAGCCCGCGGGAGGACCGCGCCAUGGACGCCGACGACGCGGACGAGCAGGGCCGCAGGAAGGGCUCGGUCCCCCAGCGCAGGAGGACCAACAACCGCAACAACCGAGGCAAGAGCAACAAGGACAAGGGCAACAAGGGCAAGGGCAAGAAGAACAAGGACAACAAAAACAAGGGCAAGAAGAACAAGGACAAGAAGAACAAGGCGAAGGACGAUAAGAAGAAUAAGAGGAAUAACAAGAAUGGAAAGGACAACAAGAAGAAUAACAAGAACAAGAACAAGAAGAAGAACCGUAUGGGAAAUCUGUCUGAGCAACGAGCCUUCUCAGGGUCCGAGCAGGUCCUCCCUACUCAGGAGGAACGUCGGGCCAGCAACGCUCACCUCACCGGCAUGGAGAAUAUUCAGCGCGAUGGAGAUGUUGUCCUCGAUUCCUCCAGCAAGCAUCUCAACUUGGAUGUGAAGUUCGCCAUCGGGCCGGUGCAGGUGCAGCCCAAGGACAAGACGCGGCAACUCACCAAGGCCUCCGUCAGCACCUCUCUCGACGCCGAGGCUCGAUUCAGGGUGAAGACGGUCCGCGGCCGUGAAAAAAUGAAGUUGGUGAGCUUGACCGUCGACAGCCUGACCCCGGAAAUGGUUCAGAUAACCCGAAGUGAUUUGGACAUUGAAGAAACUCUCCUUUCGACCGCUCGCGAGACGGUGGUGAAUGCCAUCGACACGGCUCGCAUCGCAAACAUCCUCUCUGCGGAGCUGGAGAACAUCUUCCAGGAGGAGGACAUUGUCCAGAACUUCGACAGCCACCCGGCCCUCAAGUUCCAGUAGGAGCGCGCCAGGUCGGGAGAGUGAGAGACGCUGGAAUCAAGGUUUUCGUCUUGCCAUAGCGCUGCUGCACCUCAGUUGCCUAAAAAAAUGUCGGUGCUAUGGCAUUCAGAAUGAAAUUCACCGACGGAAACGGAAAGCCAGCUGUCUCUCCGCAACAGCCUCGUUCCCGCUGGCCAUGACACGACUCGCGUCCCCCCCCCCCCCCUCAACGCGCGAGGUCGAGUCGCUUCGCUGUCCGUUCGCGGAGAGCGGCGGGCGGGAGGCACGUCCGUCACUCACCUCGCCUCUCGCCCCGAAAAGAUGGUCAUCAUCAUAUGAGAACAGUUCACAUCUCGCCAUUUUUCUCUCAGGAUCUGCCUCCUUCCGCGCCUUUCCCUCGCCGCCUGCUGGAGCCUCCGGCGCCCUUUCGCUUAGCAAGAACUCGUGUCUUCUGAUCCUUCUGCCUUUUCCCAUUACUUGCCACACCCUGCAUCCUCGCCCCAUAUUUUGUAUAUAUAAUUUGUUUGUGUCUAUGGAGUUGUUUUUAUUUAUUGAUAUUUAUUCAAAAUCAAACGAGAGGCUUUUCAGUAAAGUCUUAGAUUUAUAAAAUAAAUCUACAAAACAGUU
Penaeus vannamei (Pacific white shrimp) is the source of this 2600-nucleotide messenger RNA. Lineage: Eukaryota; Metazoa; Arthropoda; Malacostraca; Decapoda; Penaeidae. The record is from RefSeq and is a predicted model, not a curated record.